Messenger RNA from Teleopsis dalmanni, 1044 nucleotides. Its product is annotated as SET domain-containing protein SmydA-8-like. NCBI's taxonomy places the organism in Eukaryota, Metazoa, Arthropoda, Insecta, Diptera, Diopsidae. The record is from RefSeq and is a predicted model, not a curated record. Gene Ontology annotation, molecular function: protein binding. The coding region runs from base 184 to 1044 and encodes 286 amino acids. The transcript has a single exon.
GACAGUUUGUAUUUGGCAGCCUUUCGAGUAAAAUCAACAUUUGAAGAUCGAGAAGUGUAUAUAUAUUUUAGAAUAUAAUAUAGUGAACUGAAAUUAACCAUUCAAGAAAAAGGAUAUUUGUGCUCACAAAACUAUUUAAUAAAAAAUUGCCUUGAAUAAAUAUAAUUAAUUAAAUAGUUGAAAAUGAUUUGUCCUAAGCGUACGUCCGAAUUAAUAGACCUGCAUUUGGCACCAUUUAAAGAUAAAGAUCCUGCAUGGGAAGUUGGUGUUUCGAAAAUUGCAGGCCGUGGUGUUUUCGCAACACGCGAUCUAAAACGCGGUGAAAUCAUUUUUCGCGAUAUGCCAUUGAUAAUUGGUCCUGCGGCGCGUAAAGAGGACACGUUGAAUAUGUGUACGAUGUGUUUUAAAAUGUUGCCCGAUACGAAAUUUAUGUGCCGUCAGGGUUGCUCCUUGCCUAUAUGUGCAUUGUGUGGUAAGAAGAAAGAACACAAAGCUGAUUGUGAUCUUCUCAAAUCAUGGGGACCCAAUGAACCAGACGUGGCUAAUUCCGUUGUUAUACGUUUAUUGUGUGUGGCGCGCGCCAUAAAUCUCACCAAGGAUCAACGUGAUCUUAUUUAUUGUUUGCAAGCUAAUUUGGACAAUAACCAUCGUACAGAGGUACGCAAUGGAGCAAAAUGUUUCAAGAACUUUCCAAAUGAUAAGAAAAUAUUCGAAAUUAUGAAUCGCACAGUGGCUGUUUUGCGUACAAAUGGUUUUGAUGAGACCUCUGAGCGCACAAAUGACAAUCAGGAAUUUUUCUAUCGUGCUCUGUUUCCACUCUUUGCUGUUAUGAAUCAUGAUUGUGUACCAAAUUCGUAUUAUACUUUCGAGGAGAAAACUAAUAUAAUGACCGCACGUGCUUCGGUGGACAUACCAGCCGGAACUGAGAUUACAACAACUUACACAAAACUAUUCACAGGAAAUAUCGCAAGACAUUUGUUUCUAAAAAUGAAGAAAACUUUUACCUGCAAAUGUGCAAGAUGCUCUGAUCCAACAGUAAGUUAA